AUGUCCCCGUUGUACGCGCCCCUAGCUGCCGGUGCCGAGGACGACGACCUGAUCCGCACGUUGCUCCCGAAGGAGGUGACCGUGUCCAACGUUGUCACGAGGGCGGUCGGCACCGGGCACCACAUGCUCAAGGUGGAGGGCUACUCGCAGCUCAAGCACACGUGCGGCGAUAACGGCAGCCCCCUCCUGUCCGGCAAGUUCAGGGCUGACGGCCACACCUGGAAGAUUUGCUGCUACCUGGACGGGGCGCACAAGGAGGACGCCAGCUUCGUCUCGCUGUACCUAUCCCUCACUGACCCCAGGACGAGCGCCGCCGUCCAUGCCGAGGUCGAGUUCGAGCUGGUCGACCAAUGGCCGCUGCUGCCGCUCUGGUGCCGGCACCGGAAGCGCUUGCAGGUUUCCCCCUUCCAGCCGGGCAAGUCCUGGGGCUUCCCUAGGUUCAUCGGCGCCGGUGCCCUCGAAGGCGGCGGCUCCAGGUUCCUGAAGGGCGACUGCUUCGCCGUCUGGUGCAAGGUCAUUGUCGUCGAGGAGCAGGGCGCCAUGGAGGAGGAGGUGCAGGCAGAGGACAUGGAGAGGAUGGGUGUGGUGUGCCUGUGCAAGGAUGGCUCGUGCAGCAAGCUCCACUGCGCGAGGCCGGCCCAGACCUUCACGGAGGCGUUUGAUAGCUUCUGUCUUUCCAUCUGUGGAUAA
Panicum virgatum (switchgrass) is the source of this 690-nucleotide messenger RNA. RefSeq lists its product as uncharacterized. The transcript has a single exon. Gene Ontology annotation, biological process: protein ubiquitination. The record is from RefSeq and is a predicted model, not a curated record. NCBI's taxonomy places the organism in Eukaryota, Viridiplantae, Streptophyta, Magnoliopsida, Poales, Poaceae. Gene Ontology annotation, molecular function: protein binding. The coding region runs from base 1 to 690 and encodes 229 amino acids.